UCCCAAGGCUCUGGACUUUUUUCAAGCUUUUUUAUUUUCAACUUCAAAUAUUUAAAUAAUACACUGUAGUAAUCAGUGUUCCUCUUGACUUGAUGGUGGCCAUUUUGGCCAAUUGUAACCCAUGAAAACAUUUUAAAUUUCUUGUUUUUUUAAAGACCAAGUUCACAGAAAAAAACAUUUUUACUUGUUUUUUUUAAAUAUGAAUUAUCACUCAGAGUUUAACAUACAGGAUAAAUAGUGAAACAGUGCUCUUUAAAAAACUUUAGGGGACAUGCGUUGGAAAAAUUCACCUUUUGCUUCUUUUAUGCUGCCAUUUCUACUGCCUAUAUAAACACUUCAAACAUGAAAGAAAUGCCCAUCUGUUUUCUGGUUUAACAAUUAUAUGCCUAAAACAAGCUGUUUAAAAAAUACCCUGUUUGUGAUGUCACAGGUGGGGAAAUUAGAAUAAAACCAGUUCUAUCCUGGAAUAGAGCAGCUACUACUCCAAGCCCCUCCCGGUUAUUGGAGCUUCUCAGCUUGUAGCAGCCAUGAGCAGGGGAGGGGUGGGCGUGGCCAGCUCCAACUUGUUUUCUUAAAGUAACAGAGCGCUUAAACGGCUCACUCUGGAAGGUCAAGAAUUAAACUGCAAAAUGCACUUUAUAUGGGAGGGAUUUUGUCCAAAGAACUUCAUAAACAUGUUUUGUAUAGACCAUAGAACUGUUAUUACUAAAAAAAACACAUAAUGUCUCCUUUAUCUUCAUCAGUUGCCUUAUAGACUUGUUAUAACUGUACUUUUUUACUCCACUUUUUACUUAAUCUACUCAGUUUUACACCAAAAUUCCCCCACUGAGGGACAAUAAAUGACUUUGCCACUGAAACACGUCAGCUUUUCUCUUUUGAUCGCUGUGAGAUGAUGCAAAAGUGCCGAGUUGUGUUAGUAAAAUAUCUGCAAGUUUGUAGCCUAAUGAACUAGACCAAAUUCUUGCUUUGCAAAGAAUGGUCUAGGCAUGCUCCAUUGGAACCUCAGCAGCUCCUACCAGGACUCUGGCUAGCCAAUCACAGCUCUCUAGAUGGUUUCAAACACAUAAAGAGCUGUGAUUGGUCCAUAAUGGUGGGCCAAUCAUAGUGCUCUAUCUGCUUAGUGAACAAAUCACAGAGCUUUAUCUGCUUUGUGGGCCAAUCAGGGCACUCUAUGUGCCUGGUGGGUGGGAUGAUGCAACAGAGUGAAACAAGAGUAUGUCACAUUCAUUGUCCAGUGGAAUGAGGAGAUCAUUUGAAAGACAACGGUAGAACCCGCCCCACAACCGAGAGCCGUCAAUGGAGCAUGGCCAGACUAAAUAAUACAUUUAUUUAGUCUGGCUUGCCAGGCUAGCAAGUUUGCUCAUUCCAUGAAAUGUUACAUUUAUGCUCAGGUAAAGCCGGGCGUACACUGUGAGACUUUUUCACUUUUUUGAGCCGAUUUUCCACGAAAAUCCACGAGAUUGGGGGGAGUUUUGCGCCGAGCGCCGCGUGUACAGGGGGUUACGAGAGGCGAUUAACACCACGUGACCAGCUACCGAUCAGCAAUCGUGAGCUCGCACAAACUUCUGGCGCGUUUGAUAUUUCGCUUGUCCCUCGUGAGGGUAUCGCACUGUUGAAGCGGUGCUGCGAGCAGCUGCGACCCAAAAAGUAUCAGAACCGCUCACGGCGCAUGCGUAAUCCUGCAUCAACACCGCUCACCCGCUAUUUCCCUAAUAACACACGCUGUUCAUUUUUGUUUCUACACGUUUUUUUUACUCACAGAGAUUGUCAAGAAAGCGUGUUUGUCGUGUUCAUGUCAAAUUAAACUGAUGACUAAACACAGAUUUACUUUCUUUAUUUCGUUUUCCUCAUCCAACCCCCAUAAACCCCUGUGUGUCCUCCUGCAGCACUCCCGAAGGACAACAGGCAAAACAAGACAAAACAGUCUGACGUGUUGAGUAAAAACUGCUAUUUUUAGCACAUUUUUAGGUCCGACGUGUUGCUACCAGACGUAUGAGCGCAUGACUCGUGAGAUCUGCCCUGCGAGGAAGUCGUACAGUUUGAGCUGAAGCUGAGUGCUACAAGUGAAAAAGUCACACAGUGUCCGCCCGGCUUUAGAAAGGGGAAAUCUAGUCUAAAAAACAAAAAAAGUUAAACCUGUGGUAAUUUUAUUUACUCUGAAACGUCAGAAGUGGAAGCGGCUCACUCAUUAAAGGAAGCGGCUCACUCAUUAAAGCUCAGGCUUGUGUAUAAACAUACAAAUAAUUUUUUUAAUGGGAAAUCAUGCACGAGAAUGCAACGCUGAGACUGAAACGGUUUUAGAUAUAACCUGCUGUGGUGCCUUGUAUCCAGGAGCCCAGUGCAGGAAUGUAGGAACCUGUGGUCCCGGAGGGGCUGGCCCAUGUGGCUGGGGAGAGGGAAGUCUGGGCCUCUCUGCUCUGGAAAUGUGUUUUUCUUUAUAGAUGACCUUUUUGAAAUAUGACCUUGUUUCAUCAGAGCUGCCAGCUUGAAGUAUGGCGUGACCACCUGCUCUCAGAGUGAAUUUGGACCACCCCUGUUUUUGAGAAGGGAAAUAAAUGAUGGCUGGGGAACUGUAGUCAUUUUCCAACAUUGAAUAAUCAUAAUAGACCAGGAAAGGAAAUCUAUCACCUUCACCAAUAAUAAUUACGGAAUUACAUUUUUGGGGUAGUAUUGAAAGGAGAAUUUUGUCUUUCAUCUUAAAAAGUUUGGACCCCACAACUCUAGAAGUUUAUACACUCAUGUAAAUCCUGUAAAAAUCCGUAGAGGAGGUGGGAAGCCUAAUCCCACAGAGGUCUCCUGGCACCCACCCCCAUGUUUACACCACAUGGGGAGUUGGGAAGGCAGAAACAAAAAGAAGCCUUUCCUGUUUCAGUAAUCUAAUCAUGAAGAUCUAAACUGUAGGCGCAGGUGAGGGAUUAUUGGUCCGCUCCAUGAGAAAGUCCUGAGAAGGGUCCGCUCCCCCUCCUGAGCGGAACUCGGACCGGCAGCCCCUCCCCGCGGACCCACGCACCAGACCAUAGUUUCCUUUAACUGCAUUGUUGGGGGAAGAAGCCACGGCAGAGAGGAUCAAACAGUCCCAGCGGUCGGUACGAGCCCAGAUCUAUUCUCAUGGAAAUCAGACCCUGCCUCCAGGCGGCACUUUACGCGCAGAUGCAGCGCUGAAGGCGCAUUCCCAUCUAGGACGGCGCGUGAUGAGGGAGUCUCUGUGUUCCUGAUUUCUUCCUUUAUUGCCCCGUUAUUUUCCCGUUUCUCUGCUGCUGCCCGCCUCCCUUUGCAAAAUGCAGGAGUUCACGCGCUGCCUUGUUUUCUGCGCGCUCCUGGGCCCCGUUUACGCAUCGUGCCCGCCGCGCUGCGAGUGCUCAGAGGCGGCGCAAACCGUCAAGUGCGUCUCCAAAGACCUGCGGAGCGUGCCCACUGGGAUCCCCGGAUACACCAGAAAUCUGUUCAUAACCGGGAAUCAGAUCAGCCGAGUCGGUCCGGAGUCCUUCAUGGGUCUGAGUAAUGUGACCAACCUGUCCCUGAGCAACAACAGAAUUUCCGAGGUUGAAUCCCACAGCUUCGCUGGACUCCUCCGCCUUCGCUCCCUGGAUCUGAGCAGCAAUCAGCUGGCUGUCAUCCAUCCUGAAGCCUUCACGUUUCACAACCAGUCUCUGCGAGAGCUCAACCUCAGCCGGGCUCUCUACAACCGCUCGUCGGUGACAGCCCUGGCUACGUCUCUGCGCUGCAGCUCCAUGGGGAGCCUGCGGUCCCUGGACCUAUCUGACAACAGCCUCAUCUAUUUGCCUUCUCAUGUGUUUUCCCACCUGAGCAGUCUGCGGAGACUCCAGCUCUCCAACAAUUCUCUGGUGGCCAUCCACAACUCUACCCUGUCUGGUUUGGAGCAACUUCAGGAGCUUGACCUGAUGCUCAAUGCCCUGAAGACACUGACUGAGGAGAGCCUGCGAGAGCUGGACUCCCUACCCAACGCUGCUCUUCUUCUGGGGGAAAACCCUUUCACGUGCACAUGUGAGAUUGAGCCUUUUGCCCUUUGGCUCAACAGGUCACAGGAUCGCAUCAGAGAUGCCGAAGACCUGGUUUGUUCCUUCCCAGCCAGCAUGAGGAACACCUCCAUACUGGCUGCGGGAACGCUAACUCUGGGAUGCUACCAGAGGGAUGCAAGAGCAGAUCUUGCUUUACAGACCUCUUACGUCUUCUUGGGAAUCGUUUUGGGUUUCAUAGGCCUCAUUUUUCUAUUUGUGCUUUACCUUAACCGCAAGGGGAUCAAGAAGCGUGUGUACGACAUGCGGGAUGCCUGCAGGGAGGUGUGGGAAGGCUACCACUACCACUUUGAAGUAGACUCUGACCCCAGGUUGUCACAGGUCUCCACAGAUGCAGAGAUAUGAGAGACAAUCAAUUUUUCUCUUAUCAAAAUUACUUUUCAUGAAUGCAUUUGUCAGCAGCUGAUUGUAACAAAACAUACAGAUGUGUCUGUAAAUAUGCACCAAACAGUAUUUCUAUUAGCCUUGUUGGAUGAAGCAUGCACUCUUGAGCUCAGUGGAGAAAAGAAAAAAUGACAUUUUUCACUUUUUCAGUAAAACUAACAUAAAGGGAAGUGCCUAGAGUCGGCUCAGCGUCCAAAUUAAACCCAAAACACUGAGAUUUUCUGUUCCUAUUUAGGUAAAAACAGAAAACACACCACUGCAUUAUAAUUCUAACACUAUCAAAACAAACCUUUAGGAAUUUAAAGCACAAACAGACUCAUUCAUCUUUGAUCCUUUUCAAGCCCUUUUGGUCCAUUUGGCCUCCCUACCCCAGGGUGCCAAAGAGGAAUUAACUCACCAAAAGCUUUUUCUCCCCAAAGCUCCACUUAAAACCUGCUUUUCUUUGGCUGUUGGAUUAGAAGGAAAGGAGACAAUUCAGCACAGGCCAACGGAAAUCUCUCCACCCCUUCAUUUUUCCCCCUUCCUUCUUCUUCAUGAAACUUUGCUUUGUUUCAACUCCUAGAGUUUUAUUGUCAGGGUGAUGAGAACCAGUCCUGCGCUGAGAGCAAUCUGCCUCUCUCUUAAAGGAGGCUGUUUGAAGGAAACAGUCUGACUCUCCAUGUUUUUCUGUUUAGGGCCUUUCUUUUCUUUUUUUCCACCCCGGUGAUAAGAUACAGAUGAUUCUGAAACACCAGCUACACUAGCCUCUUUCACAAAACACUUCAAGCUGGGCCAGAGACCCUUCUGGCUCUCUGGCUGAGAUUCCUGAAAAGAUUGAGUCAGCAUGGGGGGUGCAGUUACACUGAUGCCCUGAGGCACCUAGAGAGGUACUAACAGCUCCAAGCGACGCCAGUCCGUCUGAAGCCAUGUGCACACCUAGCCGCGUUUUUAUAAAACUGAAUAUCUUCCCCCUAAACUCGUCCCCCUUUACAUUUAUCCCAAUGCGACUUGAACUGAGCGCUGCUCAGGACUAGCCAAUAGCAUUAAGCGUGGUUUAUGCAUGACACAUUCACUGUCCGCUUGGUGAUGCGGCUCGUGGAUGGAACGCGCUUCACAGCUCGCAGCGUUUAUGGUUCAUGCGGCUCGUUUCUGCAGUGAGCCAAUAUCCUCCCAAACUGCAGGGGGCAGCAUGGAGCUCCAUGGCAUGCAUCCAACACUACACCAUAGUAGAAGUAGAAAUUACUGUUUACAACAUGGCAUUCCAGCAUUUUUAACAGCGUCCUCGUCUUUUCCGACAGUGCGAGCUAUUUCUCUCCAAGAAUUAUUAACAACAUGUUGAUCACGGUGAUCUCUGAGAGCUGAAUCAUACAAAUGUCUGUGUUUACGAACCUCUGCCAUACUAGUUCUUGCCGGUCCGCCAUGUUUUUCCGCCUCCGACCGUCCGCGUGGUUAGAAAAUUUCCUAGGUGCGCGGUGCGGAAAUUUUGGGCCAUGCGGAGGUGCGGUGGAGGGGCGUGGUUGUUAAAAUGACGCAAUUUCGCCACGCGGACCCGUGCGGACCUCGCGGACGCGUCAAGCAUAAACCAACCUUUAGACAACGGCCCACGUACAGGUGUCAAUCAUAAAGCCUCUUUUAGAAAAGAAUGCUGCAAAUUUACUGCAACGCUGCGGCAGCAUCAUGGAGGUUAAGAUCGUUUAUAAGUGGUCAGACCGUGGCGGUAAUGUUGCGCUACCGAGUCCUAUUUACAAAAGAUUACUCCGUGUCGGUAUAAAGGGGGGUGGUCUCUGCGCUGCCGUGGACUUCCGUUUAACUUGGACGUAACUUGCUUUUUAUUGAGAUCACAGCUGCGGCCAUUAAGUUUUUUUAACAAGCCACCUGUCCUCCACAGUCCGUUUUUAUUUUCAUGUUCAAUAUAAUUGCUGGCCGGACUGGAGCUCGGCAGUAACUCCGCAAGUGAUCAUGACAACACCUCUGUUACACCAAGGCGUAUUAUGCAUUUACAAGUCUACGUGGUGGCAUGCCGUGUUCAUUAGGCACACCGUGGCGGCAGUAUAACGCUGAUUUGCCAGCAUAGUGUGUCUUCUAAAAGGGGAUAUAUAGCGUGUGACAGCAUUUGAGGGAGUACCUCGACACAAUCAGAGUUGGUGACACUUCGAAUGGACAAGUAAGUCUUUAAAACAUAUGAAUAAAUACCCUAACAUGAGAAUAAUAAUGAUUAAACAAUGUGUUUCAGCUCUUAUGGCCAGCUAGCGGUGUGCAUUCAUGAACGAGAGGGGUUGCUUUUCGUCAUAAAUAUGAAAGUGGUGACAACAGUUUAAGGUGGAAUACAUGUCAGUUAAAAGAUACUCUAGAUUAAUGCAAAAAGAUCAAAUGCCAUGUGAAGCACAUUCAUUGGCACGCCAAGACUGUAGGUGGCAGUAUAUACCCAAAUCGUCUGCAGUCUUCCCUUGUCCCUUGGAAAUGGACAAAAAAAACAUCUUCAACGUCGUCCUUCACUUAUGUUUUUAUACGAUGAGCUGCAAUAGAGCUUGUAAAAACAAGCGAGUAGAAACACAGGUCCUCAAGCAAAUGCUGACAAUGGAGAAUUUGCAAAAAAGUCUUUUUUGGUGUUGUUUAUCUGCUCUUUAUGUGGACAUCCGUAGAAAACAUCUUUGUUUUUGUGAAACACCCAGCCUCAUGUGUCCAGGGCUUGAGUGACCUAAUAACCAUAAUCGUUGCUAAUAACAACAGUGUCCGUUUUGGGGGAAAGUCAUUUUUUUAUGCAACAUUGAAAUCCCAAGUCUUUAAUUUGACUCACAUGUUCAAACUGAAUGAGUUCCAGACGGCAGUAUCACUCUUGUUUUGCUUCUUUCUAAAUGACAAAAGCAAUUCUCUUUGACGCUCCAAAUUCAGAUCAAAAGACGAGAUGGCGACCUGCCAUUCCUCAGUGUGUUUAUUACCCAAAUUACUGUGUGUAUUUAGAGUGGAUAUGGGGCGGGGUUGCAUCUGAGCAGCAUCUUUAUCCCAUCAAGAUGUCCAAACCUCUCUGAGAAGGAUCCAGAAAUGUUCACAUCACGCUGGGGCCUUUUUGGUGUUUUGAAAACAGCAAAAAUGAAUGUACUCCUGUUGUUUGGACUGAAGUUUAUAUUUCCUCUUAGGCCAGUACUUAGUCGCUGAGAUAUCCCGUAAAUUGGUAGCUCAGAGGGCGAGCGAGUCUAAGGGGCAUAGCCAUGAUGCUCAUUCCUUUUCUGCGUUUCUCAGUUAUGGAAUAGCAUCUAAAAGUCAAGCGCGCCAGUCCAGCUGUUGAUUAAAAUCACAUUAUUGUUCAUAACUGCAUGUGGGAGGAAAAUCCCAGGAGGAGUUUUGGUUUUACACAACACAACAGUUUGCUGCAUGUCAUUAACUCUCAUUAUACUCAUUAAAUUAUGCAAUAAACAGUC
Nothobranchius furzeri (turquoise killifish) is the source of this 7819-nucleotide messenger RNA. It is a transcript of the gene tpbg1b, whose product is annotated as trophoblast glycoprotein 1b. NCBI's taxonomy places the organism in Eukaryota, Metazoa, Chordata, Actinopteri, Cyprinodontiformes, Nothobranchiidae. Gene Ontology annotation, biological process: negative regulation of canonical Wnt signaling pathway. Gene Ontology annotation, molecular function: protein binding. Gene Ontology annotation, cellular component: plasma membrane. The record is from RefSeq and is a predicted model, not a curated record.